This is a messenger RNA of Panicum hallii, 1351 nucleotides long. RefSeq names its product aldose reductase. The record is from RefSeq and is a predicted model, not a curated record. Gene Ontology annotation, cellular component: cytosol. The transcript is spliced from 9 exons. Lineage: Eukaryota; Viridiplantae; Streptophyta; Magnoliopsida; Poales; Poaceae. Bases 187 to 1146 code for a protein of 319 amino acids. Gene Ontology annotation, molecular function: aldose reductase (NADPH) activity.
AUGGGGAAGCGGUUGUCUUUAGAUUCUGAUGGCUAGCCAUGUGUCCCUGGAUACUGCUGUACGUGGCAUCUCUUCCUGGAGUUCUAUCUGUAUAUAUGUACGCGCAGCCAUCUCUGUCCUGCAGAACAAAGUUAUCAAGAAGACUUGGAGAAGUGAAGGUGGUAGGUGUUACACUGAGGUUUUGGAAUGGCGAGUGCACAGGCUAUGGGGCAAGGAGAACAAGAUCACUUCGUUCUGAAGAGCGGCCACACCAUCCCAGCUGUUGGGCUAGGCACUUGGAGAGCCGGCUCAGAUACUGCUCACUCUGUUAAGACAGCCAUCACCGAGGCUGGAUAUAGGCAUGUGGACACAGCUGCUCAGUACGGAGUAGAAAAGGAGGUCGGUAAAGGACUGAAAGCUGCAAUGGAGGCUGGGAUCAGCAGGAAAGAUUUGUUUGUAACAUCAAAACUAUGGUGCACAGACUUGGUUCCUGAUAAGGUUCGGCCAGCGCUACAGAGCACGCUCAAGGAUUUGCAGUUGGAUUAUAUUGAUCUCUACCUUAUCCAUUGGCCCUUCCGACUAAAAGAUGGGGCACACAUGCCUCCAGAAGCUGGGGAAGUGCUGGAGUUUGACAUGGAAGGAGUAUGGAGGGAAAUGGAAAGCCUUGUGAAAGAUGGACUAGUUAAGGACAUAGGUGUUUGCAAUUAUACAGUUACCAAGCUAAACCGCCUGUUGCGUUCAGCGAAAGUUCCACCAUCAGCAUGCCAGAUGGAAAUGCACCCUGGUUGGAAGAACGACAAAAUUUUUGAGGCCUGCAAGAAGCACGGGAUUCAUGUUACUGCUUACUCUCCACUGGGUUCUUCAGAGAAGAACCUUGCACAUGAUCCGGUUGUCGAAAAGGUAGCCAAGAAACUGAACAAGACCCCAGGUCAGGUGCUCAUCAAGUGGGCCAUCCAAAGGGGAACGAGCGUUAUUCCCAAAUCAACCAAAGACGAAAGGAUCAAGGAGAACAUUCAGGUGUUCGGAUGGGAGAUCCCUGAGGAGGACUUCAAGGUCUUGUGCAGCAUCAAAGAUGAGAAGCGAGUCCUGACCGGUGAGGAACUCUUCGUGAACAAGACCCACGGACCGUACAAGAGCGCAUCUGAGCUCUGGGACCACGAGGACUGAGCUGAGCUGAGCUGCCGUGCCCAGCAGGUGUGCCGCUACCUGAUGGAACCUCGACGAGUGACUGAUGCGAAGUGGUCCACCCAUGCCUCUUGCUUUGCGAAGCCGUGAGAUGCAAUGCACGGAGUGUGUGCAAAAAAAAAGCCCGUCCUGUACUUUUGUGUACCAUAAACCGAAUAAAAAUGGCGCCAGUGGCUUGCCUUCGCCC